AGGGUGGACCCUGGGAAGUGGUUUGUCCUGGAGAUCGCUCAGUGCAUUUACCAGCAGCACAGCGGUGAUCCGGGUCAUAUCAAGCCAGUGUCCAGCCUUCCAUCGCCAGAAUGUCCAAGAAAAUCCAAGGUGGCUCCGUGGUGGAGAUGCAGGGGGAUGAGAUGACUCGGAUUAUUUGGGAUCUGAUUAAAGACAAGCUCAUUUUACCCUUCGUGGAAUUGGAUCUGCACAGCUAUGAUCUUGGAAUGGAAAAUCGUGAUUUGACAGAUGAUAAGGUCACAAUUGAAGCCGCUGAAGCCAUCACAAAAUACAAUGUCGGGAUCAAGUGUGCCACCAUUACCCCUGAUGAGAACAGAGUAGAGGAGUUCAAGUUAAAGCAAAUGUGGAAGUCUCCAAAUGGAACCAUCCGAAACAUUCUAGGAGGAACAGUAUUCAGAGAGGCCAUCAUUUGUAAGAACAUUCCCAGGCUUGUCUCUGGAUGGGUCAAGCCUAUCAUCAUUGGACGUCAUGCUUAUGGGGAUCAGUACAGGGCAACUGACUUUGUUGUUCCUGGUCCAGGCAAGGUGGAAAUCUCAUUUACUCCUAAAGACGGUGGAGAACCCAUUAAAUAUGUCGUCCAUGAUUUUAAAGACGGUGGAGGUGUUACUCUUGGAAUGUACAACACUGACAAAUCCAUUCAAGAUUUUGCCCACAGUUCCUUCCAGAUGGCACUGGUUAAAGCAUGGCCUCUGUACAUGAGCACUAAAAACACCAUCCUCAAGAAAUAUGAUGGACGCUUCAAGGAUAUAUUCCAGGAAAUCUAUGAGAAGGAAUACAAAUCUCAAUUUGAGGAAAAAAAGAUCUGGUAUGAACACAGACUUAUUGACGAUAUGGUGGCACAAGCAAUGAAAUCUGAGGGUGGCUUCAUCUGGGCAUGCAAAAACUAUGAUGGAGAUGUCCAGUCAGAUUCUGUUGCUCAAGGAUAUGGUUCUUUGGGAAUGAUGACCAGUGUUUUAAUAUGUCCGGAUGGCAAGACUGUGGAGGCAGAAGCGGCACACGGCACAGUAACCCGUCAUUAUAGGAUGCACCAGAAAGGCCAAGAAACAUCUACUAAUCCUAUUGCUUCCAUCUUUGCUUGGACACGUGGCUUGGACCAUAGAGCGAAGCUCGAUAACAACACUGAACUGAAAAACUUUGCUACAACUUUGGAGGAAGUUUGCAUUGAGACAAUAGAGGCUGGUUUUAUGACUAAAGACCUUGCUGCUUGUAUCAAAGGCUUACCCAAUGUGCAGCGAUCUGACUACUUGAAUACAUUUGAAUUCUUGGAUAAAUUGGCUGAAAAUUUACAGCUGAAGCUCUCCGCUCACCCUAAAUUGUAAAAGCUGCACUAAGAAGAAAACUACUCAGGAUUAUUCUUCAUGGGUUUACAGUACCUAUUAGGACUUCAUUAUUUUCCACCACAAAUCAUCAGUCCCUUCCUAUUGCUCUGUAUUUAGGUUUUUAUACAAUUUCUGGAUACACGUCUAGACCUUUCUAUUGCAGAUUUUCUGAUAAGCUCUUCCUCAGUAUGGAUGAGGAAAGUCAUGCCAUAGUUGUACAUAUUUACUGUUAUAUUCUGAAGACCUGGUUAUAUGUCAAAAGCCAGAUUCUGCUCUUGUGGUUUCAAGAGCUCAGGUAGCAAAUCAUAAAACAGGAGGGUCAUCUCAAUUGCUGUGAAAAUAUUUGCAAUGUUUCUCUGUGGUCUUCAGCUUGCAUUAAGGAAACCUGCUUUGAAAGAAAAUGGAGGUUGCCAUUCCUGGCAUCCUUUGGAAAAUGCCAAUUGCCUGGAUGUUACUUCAGUACUUUCUCAGAACUAGCAUGCAGUAAAUGGAAGUCUGCACUACUAAUACAUGCUCUGUAAGUUAGAGAGUAGUUAAGCUAUUGAAUCAAAUUGAAUAGCCCAGCAACUACUAUUCUUAGUAGAUAGCCAUGAUGGCAGCCUAUAUAUUUCUCUCAGCAUAUGUUUGCAUCAUUAAAAAAGAAAAAGCUGCUUAUGGUGUAAAAUAAGUGUACACCAAAUGGGGCACCAGGUUCUGCCAAGUGGAAUAUGACUAAUCCCAGUCCUCCAUCAAAAUGAUCGUCACUAAAAUUCUGAUUUUACAGUUACAACUGUAUUCAGUAUCCAUGGUUUUAAGAAAAAAUAUAUACAUUUUUAAGCAAAUGUAGACAAUUGAAUGGUGUUGAACUCUAAAAAAGUAAAGUCAUUUGGUAAACUGUUACGACUAUUCUAGUAAUAUUGUCACAGAAACAAAGUCCACUUUCCUGAAUUUUAUAAAAAAUCCAAUCCACCCAAUUUGGCAGCCUUCUAGUUUGUCUGGAUAGCUCUGCAGCAGGUUAGUGGCUUUUCCAUUCAUAACAGCCACAGCUUGCUGCUUAUUACACUAACCUAAUCACUACAUAGUUCCUUAAAAAAACAACUGAUGGAGGAGAAAAGAGAAGUCAUUGUGCUUAUUUUUUAAGAAUUCUUUUAAACAGAUGAGUCGCAUACUGAAUAUAAGUCCCAUUUACAUAGUGUACAGAAGACUUAUUCAGAUCUAUAAACUACUCAAAUCCCUGUCAGUACAGACAGAAGCAUUUACAAAUAUAUAUUAUUCAUACAGUACACUAGGCAAUCCAUCUAGAGAGUACACUAAGCCAGUUACCAGGAUGACCUGUUUCGGGAUAUUCCCAAAACAGUUCGUCCUGGUAACAUGUUUCGGAGCAUGCCCUGAAACAUGUCAUCCUUUAAAAAGGGACAUGCCUCGAAACGUGUUAUCCUGGUAACCAGCUUAGUGUACUUGUCCAUUCAGUUUGUUCCCAGGCAGCGGCUGAGGACUUCCAUGCUCUGGUGACAUCAUUCCUGGUUAGAGUCCCCUGGGGUGGCAGCCAUCUUUCUCCCUGUCCUUGCUGGAUGCCUGCUAACUUUCCAUCACUGCCUAGGAGCACCAUGUAAGAUUUAUUUGAUAACUUUUACUUGGCGUCUUUCUUGGACAUUGUUUUAUGUGGAACUUCCUUUAGCCCGAGACAGUGUGCAUAUGUUUUGAGUCUAGCUUUUAAAUUGUGCAUUCAUUUUUUUAUUUUACACUGGAGCACCUAUUUAGUGUUCACUUACUAUUCAUCUGUUCCACUACCCUAGUGUCCACUUUCAAGGCUGUCCAAAUCCACCCACGCACCUGACUGCGAUAACAAUUUCAACUUUGUAGUUAUUGUUGGUAAACAAGCUGCUUUGACCAAUGUAGCAUAAUGCCUUUGCUAUAGUUGAAGGCUAUUUACAUACUUCAUGAAGAGAGCCAACUUGUCAAAAUCGCCGAACUACGUCACUUCCGUUGACACUACGGUACACGACAUGUUGGCUGUUUUGACAUAACACCGGGUAAGGACGACAAAAGUUUUUGCCGCCUUGGAGGCGGCCAUGUUGGUUGUCAGUAUGGGCAGACUAACACUCUUUACUCAUAUCGUCUACCGUACUGUAUGCCCUGCCGGCGUUCUAUCAAAACAGGCAAGUCGUCAAAAUUUGCAAUUACUGCUGUUGGAGAGUAAUCGGAAUUACCCUGACACUUGCUACAGUACUUUAAGUUACCAACCUGGAUCAAGACUGCAGGUCUGAAAAAAUAAAAAAAAUAAGAUGUUCUUGUCUGCAUGCUUUUUUUGGAUCACUGACUCAAAGUCCUGAGGCCAGAGGGUCAGCAUUACAGCCAGAGAACUAGCAUUUACAGACACUGAUAUUAGUAGUAGCCCCAUGUUUCUCUCAUGACAGGUUUAUUUUAGGCAGUUUGUUUUAGUCCAGUAUGUGUUUUUUUUGUUUCUUCCUGUUUAAUGUGGUGUUUAUCUUGAGGAUUCUUUAUGAACUUCGGUGCUCUGGAAAUCAGAAACCAAUUGAAACCAUACAUUUUAAUGUUGCAGCAUAAACUUACUCAAAUAUGCAGAAUUCAAAAACUCUACCUCAUUUUUUUCAAAUAACAGUCCUAACACCUACCAAUACUUCAAGCACAGUCCUGUGAUCUUUCACCUCACUGGUUUUGGUUGCAACAACCAAUCUGCUGAUUCAGCAUGCCUAUAUUUUAAUCAGUGCAGGACAAAUGCCAUUAGGCGGGAGCCUAAAAAAAAAGGUACCUGCAAACCUUACAGGGCUGAAGAUUGGAGGACUAAGGUUCCAGAUGUCAUGGGGCCAUACAUAGAUUGAGACAAGUUUUAGUGUGUUAGAACAUUUAUGAAAAAAAAAAAAAAUGUUGUAGACAUUGCUUAGGAGACGGGCAAAGGGGGAAGCAAUCUUAACUUGUUAUUUUUAGGUUGUAGUUCAGCUUCAACCUAGGUUCUCCCAUUUUAUGUGCAAAGAAUCCAUCGGUGUCUUGGCUUAAUGUCAUAGUCUGCUGUGUUUUGUAAAAACUAACACAUUGUCUGUUUUUACAGAAAUCCAUGUUAUAUUUUUAUUAAAGCAGAUUCAUAAUGAAA
This is a messenger RNA of Rana temporaria (common frog), 4449 nucleotides long. It is a transcript of the gene IDH1, whose product is annotated as isocitrate dehydrogenase (NADP(+)) 1. The transcript has 9 exons. Gene Ontology annotation, cellular component: mitochondrion; cytosol; peroxisome. Lineage: Eukaryota; Metazoa; Chordata; Amphibia; Anura; Ranidae. The coding region runs from base 111 to 1358 and encodes 415 amino acids. Gene Ontology annotation, biological process: isocitrate metabolic process. The record is from RefSeq and is a predicted model, not a curated record. Gene Ontology annotation, molecular function: isocitrate dehydrogenase (NADP+) activity; magnesium ion binding; NAD binding.